AUGGCUAAGGGAUAUAAGUUAAAGGAGCUACUGCAGCGCCAAAAGGCUGUUGAAGGGGCAGAGAAGAAGGAAGUUUCGAAACAGAACAAGAGAUCUGCGAAAUCAAAGAGUGAGGAAGAUGCUCCAGUUACGGUGAGCAAGGAGGAUUUGAAGGCCAAGAAGGCAGCUGAGGCUGCAGCAGAGGCUGAGUCAGAAUCUGAGUCUGAGAAUGAAGCCAGUGGAGAGCCUGAGGAGUAUGAAAGCAAGGCUCUAUCGAGAAAAGAGAAGAGGAAGUUGAAGAAGCUGGCCAAGAAGCAAGAGCAGCCAGUUGAGGAGGCUGAGAGUGAAGAAGACGAGGAGGAAGAGAGUGAGGAGGAGCGUCUAGAUCUUGAGAAGCUAGCCAACAGUGAUUCUGAUUCUGAUGAUGAGGAAGAUGAGGAAGAGGAAGAGGAAGAGGAAGAGAAAAAGCAAGAAGAAGAAGAGGAGGAAGAAGAAGAAGAAGAGGAAGAUGUUCCACUAUCUGAUGUCGAAUUUGACGACGAUGCUGAUGUCGUCCCAUACCAAAAGACCACUGUUAACAAUAUCAAGGCCAUUAAGGACGCUCUAGAGCGUGUGCAGUUGCCAUGGGAAAAACACUCCUUCCAAGAACACCAAGCCGUCACCUCGCAGCUUCUAACGGAUGAGAAUAUCAAGGACAUCUACGACGACACGGAAAGAGAAUUAGCAUUUUACAAACAAUCCCUCGACGCCGUCGUGAUUGCUCGCGAGAAGCUAAAGAAACUAAAGGUGCCAUUCAAGAGACCUUUGGACUACUUCGCUGAAAUGGUCAAGAGUGACGAACACAUGGACAGAUUGAAGUCGAAACUUGUCAAGGAAGCCAGCGAAAAGAAGGCCCGUGAAGAAGCCAGGAAACAAAGAAACUUGAAGAAGUUCGGUAAGCAAGUGCAAGUAGCCACCCUACAACAACGUCAAAAGGAAAAGAGAGAAACUCUCGAUAAGAUCAAGGACUUGAAGAAGAAGAGAAAGCAUAACGAAAUUGGCGGAGACGACUUCGAUAUCGGUGUUGAAGAUGCUGCCGAGACUGAAACCAAACGUAAGCCAAACUUCAAGAGACAAGCCAAGAACUCCAAAUACGGUAUGGGAGGUAUGAAACGUUUCAAGAGAAAGAAUGACGCGCAAUCCUCAGCAGAAAUGCCUGAAUUCUCCACCAGAAAGAUGAAGGGUAAGGCCCCACGUCCAGGCAAGUCCAAGCGUUCCAGAAGACACUAA
Kluyveromyces marxianus DMKU3-1042 is the source of this 1248-nucleotide messenger RNA. RefSeq names its product Ebp2p (gene EBP2). The transcript has a single exon. Lineage: Eukaryota; Fungi; Ascomycota; Saccharomycetes; Saccharomycetales; Saccharomycetaceae. Gene Ontology annotation, cellular component: preribosome, large subunit precursor; nuclear periphery; nucleolus. Gene Ontology annotation, biological process: ribosomal large subunit biogenesis; rRNA processing. The record is from RefSeq and is a predicted model, not a curated record. Bases 1 to 1248 code for a protein of 415 amino acids.